Oikopleura dioica is the source of this 348-nucleotide messenger RNA. The record is from the annotation of a GenBank genome assembly. Lineage: Eukaryota; Metazoa; Chordata; Appendicularia; Copelata; Oikopleuridae.
AUGAAACUGAUCAACUCACUUUUUGCCCUCUUUGCCCUUGCUGCUGGCUACAAUCUUCGACCAAGAAAUGGACAAGUUCGUUACCAGGAAGAUGCCCUUGAAGUUGACGAUCACGGAAACCCAAUUUUGAGAGAUUACGACUCUGCUUUCGCUCCAGGUGCGACUACUGGUGAAGAGCACGACCCCAAUUGGGUGCCAACAAUGGAUGAUGUGGAACAGCUCAUCUACGAUCAGCAAGUCUCUGCUGAAGAAUCUGAAGAUUUUGAAGCUUCUGAGGAGAUUCAAGCUCCAGACAGCCGGGACUGGGAACCAGCUGCUGGCGAUAUCUUCAUCCAUGUCCGAGACUAA